AUGGCAGGUACAACCCAAGAUGCCUCAUCACGUCGCCGGGGAAGACCUUCUGGCAAAAACCGAUUGCCUCUAUCCCUGGCGGAACGGCGCUCUCGUAAUGCCCUCUACGAGAGGCAAAGACGUCAAGAAACCUCUGAAGCAAUGGCUAAUUUAGCCGAAGCCGCUGGCUGCGAUCCUUCACUCAGCAGUGCGGAUAUUUUGGCCACCGUCAUAAAUCAACUGCAAGCGGCUGAGCAUACUACUAACGAGAUCGAAGACAUGAAAUAUAUUAAUGCGAAAUUAAUGGAACAAAUCGAGACUUUAGAACAACGUGUUAAUGAUGAAGAAGAAGAGAUCACUGAAAUUAGCAAAAAUAAGAAGCGCAAGAUACAAAGUGAACCCAAAGAGAAUUCUUUAGAAAAUCUCAUGACCGAGGCUUGUAUCAACGGAAUCAAGAUAGUAAAAGAUCUGGAAGAGCACCAAGUUUGC
This is a messenger RNA of Brenthis ino (lesser marbled fritillary), 468 nucleotides long. The record is from the annotation of a GenBank genome assembly. Lineage: Eukaryota; Metazoa; Arthropoda; Insecta; Lepidoptera; Nymphalidae.